Tarenaya hassleriana is the source of this 2046-nucleotide messenger RNA. Its product is annotated as dolichyl-diphosphooligosaccharide--protein glycosyltransferase subunit 1A. The transcript is spliced from 10 exons. Gene Ontology annotation, cellular component: membrane; oligosaccharyltransferase complex. Bases 42 to 1880 code for a protein of 612 amino acids. NCBI's taxonomy places the organism in Eukaryota, Viridiplantae, Streptophyta, Magnoliopsida, Brassicales, Cleomaceae. The record is from RefSeq and is a predicted model, not a curated record.
UUCUAGCAUAGACCAGAGAUAGGUACGAGGAGCUGUGAAGGAUGAAGCACUUGAGGUCCGAUCUGUUACUUCUGUUGGCGAUCGCUGUCCUCGCGACGCCGGCGUUCUCCGAUCUGAUUCUCUCCAAAGUUGACCGUCGUAUUGAUCUGACAUCACAGAUUGUUCGCAUCACUAAGACCCUUAAGGUCGAAAAUUCUGGCACCAAUUCAGUUUCAGAGUUUCUGUUGGCUUUUCCAGAGUUUCUCGGCAAAAAUUUGGCGUAUCUGUCAGUUGCCCAUAAUGAAGGAAAGGGGAAAGCUAAAGACUCUUUGGUCGAUCUUCCCGUGCAAGCAGCCAAUGCGAAAGGAAUGCCUGGAUCAUUAAGUACUUAUUCGGUGGCAUUACCCAAAGCACUCGGUAAAGGCGAUAGUUUGACUCUGGAGGUAGUUGCUGUUUUUACUAAUGCACUGCAGCCAUUCCCGGAGAAGAUCACUCAGGCGGAUAUCCAGCUCGUUAUGUUCCAAGAAAGUGCCUAUUAUCUCUCUCUCUAUGCUGUUAAGUACCAGUCUCUCUCUGUCAAACUGCCCGACGCCAGAAUCGAGUCUUACACGAAGCUGGAGAAUACAAAGCAACAUGGUUCAGAAAUCAAAUAUGGCCCAUACGAGAAUCUCCCGCCGUUCUCGUACUCCCCCAUCGUCGUUCAUUUUGAAAGCAAAGCACCCUUUGCUGUUGCUGAGAAGCUUGUGAGAGAAAUAGAGGUGUCCCACUGGGGGAAUGUGCAGGUCACAGAGCAUUACGAUGUUGUCCACAGAGGGGCUCAAUUGAAGGGCGAGUUCUCAAGGUUAGAUUUCCAAGCCAGACCAAAUCUCCGAGGAGCAUCUGCCUUUAGGCAAUUUGUUGCUAGAUUACCUCCAAGAGCCCAUUCCAUAUAUUACAGAGAUGAGAUUGGCAAUAUCUCUACAUCUAUGCUGUGGAGUGAUACGAAAAAGACAGAUCUGUUGAUUGAGCCCAGAUUUCCGUUGUUUGGCGGUUGGAGAACGACUUUCACCAUAGGAUAUGGUCUGCCGCUUAAUGACUUCUUGUUUGCAUCUAAGGGCAAGCGUUAUCUGGACAUCUCUUUUGGUUCCCCUAUGAUUGAGAUUGUCAUUGACAAACUCGCCGUGAAGGUGGUCUUGCCUGAGGGAUCGAAGGAUAUAUCUGUUUCUACUCCAUUUCCUGUCAAACAGUCUGAAGAGACUAAAUAUUCCCACUUAGAUACUGUUGGUAGACCAGUUGUUGUGCUCGAAAAGGACAAUGUUGUCCCAGAUCACAAUCAGCAUGUCCAGGUCUAUUAUCGGUUCAACAGUCUUGAUAUGCUUAGGGAGCCAUUGAUGUUGAUCUCCGGGUUUUUCGUUUUCUUCAUCACAUGCAUCAUAUACACACGGGCCGACUUCUCAAUCUCCAAGUCUUCCCCUGCGUAUCUGGCAAAGCUGCAAUGGGACGAGGUCCAAGCCACACUUCAGGAGGUACAAAGCAUCAUCAACAAAUGCUUAGCUACACACGACAAGCUCGAAGCUUCACUCCGGGAUCUCUCUAGGACCGGUGACAUUCAAGCCUGCAAAUCAUCUCGAAAAUCCGCUGAUAUUUUGCUGAAAGAUCUUUCGAAAGAGCUGAAACCGUUGCUGGCUUUCCUUCAGUCUUCCCCAUUAGCCUCUAAAAUAACUCCAAAGGUGGAGGAGCUUGUUACGAAGGAAAAGGAAUUGCAAGAGAGGGUGAUGGCGAAACACACGGCUGUAGUCGACGGGUACGAGAAGAAAUCCGGGGGGCGUGAUAUCGAGAAUCGGAUAUCUUCUCUGCAGCAAAAGAUCACAGCUUUGAGGCAAGAGGUUGAAGAUCUUUUAGAGUUCAUGGACGAGAUUUGACCUUGGAGUGAUGUUUUACGAGCUGUGUAUUACUUGAGGAGUUUGUUCUCAGCUUUUAGAUUUUUUUUUUUUUUAAAAUUUCGUGGAGGGUCUUCUGAGAUGGAUAUUUUUUGAUGGGUUUAAUAUUAUUUCACCCCAUAUAUUAAAGAAAAUGAAAGCUUAAACA